AUGAUCUUUCAAGAGACGAUAUCCUCAGAAACUCCGUUGGCCGAAACUACCCGAGCCAUUUUCGCCUUCAUCAACACCUUCAUCAAGACGUGGGACCGAUCCGCAACGAAAAGUCUGCCCCAAUAUAACAUGACGCGCAUUUGGGUGAGGGCUCCCCUGAAGCGGGGACAGACACCUUCAUCUCUCAACUCGGCUCAACUCAGCGCGGCUGUUCUCAAUUCAGUUCGACGAACGAUUCUCUUUCAGAGAACAGGGAAAUAA
Messenger RNA from Colletotrichum siamense, 261 nucleotides. RefSeq lists its product as uncharacterized. Bases 1 to 261 code for a protein of 86 amino acids. The record is from RefSeq and is a predicted model, not a curated record. The transcript is spliced from 3 exons. NCBI's taxonomy places the organism in Eukaryota, Fungi, Ascomycota, Sordariomycetes, Glomerellales, Glomerellaceae.